UGCAGCCUCUCUCUCUCUCUCUCAUCUCAUCUCAGCCUCCUCCCACACCUCCAUCCCCAAUUUUGGUCUCUGGUUCUCUGUUCUCAUGUCUGUGUAUAAUAUCCAUAACCCAAUUUGGUUGUCUCAAUUAUACUAUUUUUGAGAUAAGAGUAUUAUAUACAGAGAUGGAACACAAUCCCUAAGGGAAUUUGAAGGAUCACAAGGCGAUACAGACCGAUCCAUGGCUUGUGGUGAUCUAAUGCACGGUUCUCCUGGACAGUGGAGCAAAUACGAAUUUCUGCAAUUCAACUGGAAUGACGCCUCUGCACAGCGUCGUCACAGUAAAGUGGUUCAUGCCAUACGUUGAGCUUCUCACUCAAAAAGGAGCUGAUUUGGAGGCUCAAAAUUCCAGAGGAGAGUCUCCACUUCACAUGGCAUGUUCUGCAAAUAACGACCCUUGUGUUGAGUAUCUUCUCCAAAAAGGAGCAAGCAUCAACUGUCUAUCUCUGAAACGUCACACACCUCUUCAUUAUGCAUGUGGCAUUGGCAGAAAAUCCAUUGUGGAGCUUCUUCUCGAGAAAGGAGCUCACAUGGAUGCUCAAAGUGAGGAACAAGGAACGCCUCUAAACGUGGCAUGUCUCUCCAAUAGCCCGUUGUGUACUCAGGUUCUCCUAGAGAAAGGAGCACAAACCGAGUUCAAAGACUAUAGCGGAAAUACUCCUUUUAUGAUUGCAUUGAAGCAUAAAUACUUGAGUUGUUUGGUGCAUCUUUUCAAACGGGGCGUUGAUAUGAAUGCACGAAACUUAGUAGGAGAUACGCCCCUUCACUUGGCAUGUAGGGAUGGUUAUGACUCGCACUUUGUGAAGCUUAUCGUUGAAGGAGGGGCUAAUGUUAAUGCUCAAAAUCACAAGGGAGAUACUCCUCUUCAUUUGGUCUGCAGGAAAGGCUCCUUAUCGAGUCUUGAGGUUCUCCUAACUGCCCGUGCUAAUCCAGCUAUCACUAAUGACGCUAAUUAUAGAGGACGACAUGUUCUUAUCGAAGACCAAGAACGAGGAAACAGCACAUAAGAUCCGCAAACAUAACAAGGUCAGAGCAGACCAAGCAUAAAAAAAAAACAGAAAAACGAGAGACAUUGAUUCUUCAACAGAUUCGAUAUAUAAUCAAGCUCUUAGAUAACCAAGGAUUUCAUGCUACUAACGGUAGCCAGGUGCUCCUUCGGAUUGUGAGACUGUUUUGCAAAGUCCAGUUGAUCAUCUCGGAUCCUGGGGCCAUUUUCACGUACCAACUCAUCAAGCCAAGACAAAACAUCAGGAUGAACAAAGUCGGCAACAUUAUGAACAUCAACAUCAACAGCUAGAGGGAAUGUACAGUCUUCAUCAGCCAAGAUGGCGUCGCACUUGGUCUUUCUCAAAGUAGAAGCAGCAGCAUUAUUCUCAAAUUCCAAACAGCUAUCUGGCAGGCUUGCUAUGUACUGCCUGACCUUUUCGAGAUAAGCCAAACUAGGCAUGCAUCUCAUUGCAACAGUAUACAUACACCCUAAAGCAUUUACUUCAAGGCGCUUGAACUUUUCCAAUGAAUCACAAUCACCAUUGUCAAUUAGGUCUCCCUAUUCAAGACCUUAUCACCUAUUUUUUUAAAAAAGCGUUUUGCCAAAAGAAGUUGCGCAAAAGAAAUGAUGGCUUUCUCUUUCUC
This is a messenger RNA of Arabidopsis lyrata subsp. lyrata, 1671 nucleotides long. Its product is annotated as ankyrin repeat domain-containing protein 27-like. NCBI's taxonomy places the organism in Eukaryota, Viridiplantae, Streptophyta, Magnoliopsida, Brassicales, Brassicaceae. Gene Ontology annotation, molecular function: protein binding. The transcript is spliced from 6 exons. Gene Ontology annotation, cellular component: cytoplasm; nucleus. Bases 294 to 1046 code for a protein of 250 amino acids. The record is from RefSeq and is a predicted model, not a curated record.